AAAGAAACCUUCCUUAAGCAAAGAUGAGAAUGUUGUUUUAUCAUAGGUUUUUAAUAGAAAUCCUCUUCUGAAAUUGUUUAGGUCUUCGUGGAACCGCAGAUGUUACUUGGACAUUAGUUGGACAUUACUUGGAUAUUACUUGGACAUUAAUUGGAUAUUACUUGGACAUUAGUUGGACAUUAGUUGGACAUUGCUGUUGUUGAGAACACACUACACAUACACAAACUAUUUUAGGAUGUUAAUCAGGUCGCAAAGUGAAGGGAGACAUCACAAUCGUACGCCGACAUUUAUCCGGCUGUGUAGCUUGGGCCAUUUCAAAACUAUUUAAAUGUGGCAAUUUUGAAGCUUUAGGAGUGACGUCACUUACUGACAUGACCAGGAGUCAGGUCUUCACUUGUUUUGAUUCUGUUCGAAAUGUAAAAAGAAGUUGUAUAAAAACAAUUAUUCUAAGAAAGUUGUACCUUAAUGUGGUGGUGAUGGCUGAAGCAUAGAGACCGUGUCAGUUUGAGCGUAAGUAUCAAGCACUUCAAUUUUUUUUUUUAAAUAUGUAAGAUAUUCAAGCCAUAACAGAAAAUGUUGCAGUCGUUGAUAAGCUCCCUCAAAUUUAUCGGCUAAAUUUUUUCUUGUAGAAAUCGCGUGAUAGGUUGUUUAAAAUAAGAAGAAGAAGUUCAUUUUUGCUUACCUCUAAAUAUUCAGUACCGAAAUUUAUGUUAAACCUAACCAAUCAGCGCCAACAUUUAGGUUAACCCUUAUCCAAUCAGCGCCAACAUUUAGGUUAACCCUUAUCCAAUCAGCGCCAGCAUUUAGGUUAACCCUUAUCCAAUCAGCGCCCACAUUUAGGUUAACACCUAACCAAUCAGCGCCAACAUUUAGGUUAACCUCUAACAAAUCAGCCCCGGCAUGCAUUUAUUUUAGAAAGAACAAAAACUAAAAUUAAAAUUCCCCAUAUUAAUUGUCUGGCUCCGAGAUGAAGUUUUCAGGUGCAUGUGGUAAAAUGGACCCUGCCCAAGUUGUCGCAGCUGUAACAUGGACACCCCCAAUAUCUGUAGAAUUGACAUAGAGAUGUCAGGGUUAUGAAACAACUUGUGUCAAUGAGAGACUCAGCUUAAUUAAUGGCACAAAACCAUUUCUUCACAUCUUAUCCCACUUAAUAUCAAGUAGCCAAUGUUAUAAAACCAAGUACCAUGUGCUAUGACACUAAAUAUCAUGUAUCAUAACACUGCUUACCAUGUAUUAUAAUGCUAAUUACCAUGUAUUUCAUCACUAAUUAUUAUCAUUAUUAUUAUUAAAGUGGUCUUAUAUAGCGUGGUACUCCAGCCUAGGACUAGGCUCACCUAUAUAGCGUGCUACCCCAGCCAAGGGCUAGGCUCACCUAUAUAGCGUGGUACUCCAGCCUAGGGCUAGGCUCACCUAUAUAGCGUGCUACCCCAGCCUAGGGCUAGGCUCACCUAUAUAGCGUGCUACCCCAGCCUAGGGCUAGGCUCACCACGCUUCACACAAAAAUUUGCACACAGAAAAAAAAGAGGACAUUAAAAAACAGUCACAUAAAAUUAUUCAUUCAAAAACAGCUAUGUAAAAAUAUUGACCUCACUCACCUAAGUUAAGCCUAAGUACUGUCUAUCCCUGUCUAGCCAUGGACGGCACCCAGCAGCGUCGAGCGUUGUUCAUCGGCCAGAGGGGGUGUGAAUGAGUCUGAAUAGUAGAGUUUCAAGAGAUGGGUCUUGAGGACAGUUUUCAGGGCUUGGGUGGUCGAUAUAUUGUGAUUGUGUAAUGGAAAAGAAUUCAAUUGUUUGGGGGAGCAAAAAAAAGGAAAAAAUCAUUCACCAUUUGUUUUAGUGCGUGGUUUCCUGGGAACAGAAAGAAUACGCGUGUCUGCGGAGUAACGAAGCUGUCGAAGGGGUGAAGAGACAUCAAGAAGUUCAGUAUUACAGGAAGAGCAGGAACCAGAGAAAAAGUUGUGACAGAGAACAGACAUCUUGUAAUCAAUGCGUGCCUGUAUAGGGAGCCAAUGAAGUGAGUUUAGUAGUAGAGUGAUGUGAUAACGUUUCUUUGCCUUUCGAACCAACUUAGCCGAUGAGUUUUGUACUUUCUGCAGUUUUUCUAUGAAAUUUUUUGGUGAACCUGAACGGAGAGAGCCACAAUAGUCAAGACGAGAGAGAACAAGAGCACAGACUGGUGUUUUUGUUGCGCUAACUGUGAGGUAGUGGCGGCUGGAGCUGAUCUGAUGGAUAGCGUCGUACGCAGAGCGACAGAUGUGAGAGACAGGAUUGUCCAGAGACAUGUUGUCAGAAAGAGUGUAACCAAGAUUCCUAGCAGAGGAUGUGAACUGUAUGUCGGAGCUAUACCUACUUCAAACGGGGUGGUGAGAGCCAAGCUAGAGGAUGAUUGAUGAUUGUGAAUGAGGAGUGCUUCCGUUUUGUUAGCGUUCAGCUUCAACUUGCUGAGAGUCAUCCAUGACGUGACAUGGCCAAUCCACUCCUGCACAGCUUCAACUUGCUGAGAGUCAUCCAUGACGUCACAUGGCCAAUCCACUCCUGCACAGCUUCAACGUGAUGAGAGUCAUCCAUGACGUGACAUGACCAAUGCUCACCUGCAAGGUGUGAAUAGCGGAGUUGACAAGAGAGAGAUGGAUGUGCUUGUAUUGCUGCAUGUCAUCUGUGUAUGACUGGCUCUCCACAGCAUUCCUCCCGACCAGGAAGAGACGUGGCCUGAUUGACAUUGUGAAUAGCAUGGGACCCAAAACGGACCCUUGUAGCACUCCGUAUACAUGUUUAUAACACAAAUUACCAUGUUCAUAACAUUUAUUACCAUUUACUAUAAAUCUCAUCAUGUUUUAUCACACUAAUUCCCAUAUAUAUUAUAACACUAAAUAUCUUAUUAUAACUUACCAUGUAUAAUAACACUAAUUGCCAUGUAUUAUAACACAAAUUAACAUUUAUCUUUACACAUGACUGUAAGCACCAAAUAAAUAUAUAUAUAUAUUUCUCUUUUCAGAUUUUAAUCAUUCGCCAACAUUUCCAUUUUCAUUUGAAUGUUCACCUAACGUGAUCAACAACAGGUGAAGAUAAGCCGUGCUCACACAUUUCCUUUAAGAAGAUCCUGGAAAAAAUGACCAUGCCGAGAAUCCCUGACGACGUUCAAGUGAUUGCCGCGAUACUGUGUGUCGUCACAAUUCUCCUCGCCAAUGGCGCGCUCACCUACAAGAACGUACGCUCGUGUGACUUCUGGACGGAACCCAAACGCCUGACCAUCCUCUCCAUGGCGCUGGCAGACGUGGUGUUCGCCCUCUUCGCCCUGAACGUUCUCUAUCUAUCACCGCUUUUGAGCGCUGCGGCGUCCUGCAGCGUCACGUCACUGGCCUACAUCUACUGCCUUCUUCUGAACUGCGUCUGCGGUCUUGGCGUGCUCUCGCUGGGGUUCGAACUGUGGCACCGUCGCAAGACGGGAAAAUCUUCGUUCAGAAUCAGGUGUCUGACCUCUUUUAUUUUGAGCUGUUUCCCUUGGGUCCUCGGGCUCAGCAUCGUGCUGCCCUUGUGUCUCGGGAGUGUGGCGCUCGGCCACUGUGAGUUCAGGAAAUCCCUGGAGAAGUCCAGCAGGACUCAAAUCGCGGCGGCCCUCAUCCUGCCGGCCUGCGCCGCCGUCUUGGUUUGUGUUGUGGUUCAAAGGGGUUCGAUCCGACCGGCGUCUGUCGACCAACACUGGGACAACACGUCGCAGGUUUUGACCAUGUCAAGAAAGGAGACGAGUUGUUUCCAGACCCAUCCCGACAGUGAGCGAUCCGUGUACUCAAGUCUGCCGAAACUGCAGCCGUUAUCUGAAAACGAUAUGACCAAUCAAAAUGAACGGCUUGACGGUCUCAAUCCUACCACCGGUCACAUUUCGAUGAGGCAGAAUCUGACAAACAUGACUCCCGUCGUUGCCCGACGCAAUCUCAACUGUCACAAUCAACACGUUGAGGCCAACGAAAAAAACGAGCUGCCUUCGAAGAGACACAAUCAUGCGAGCAGCAUCAGUCAACAGAUUCAAUCAAUGGCACCAAGGCCCAGUACUCAGUCACGGCUCUCAACGUUUAGUAUGAUUCAACAUUCAAGUUUCAACGACAUUCAUCAUUCAACAUUCAACACUAUUCAACAACCUACAAUAAAUUACAAUGUCGCAUCGGCACUAAUAAAUGACCUUCAAUCACAGAUUUAUGACCAUCCCCAACCUACCCUAAGCAACGAACUACAACUUAUUUAUAGCAAUCCCAACCCUAGUGAAGACAAAAGAACUCUUAUUUAUAGCAAUCCCAACCCUAAUGAAGACAACAGAACUCUUAUUUACAGCAAUACCAACCCUAGUGAAGACAACAGAACCCUUAUUUAUAGAAAUCCCAACCCUAAUGAAGACAACAGAACUCUUAUUUAUAGAAAUCCCAACCCCAAUGAAGACAACAGAACUCUUAUUUAUAGCAAUCCCAACCCUAGUGAAGACAACAGAACUCUUAUUUAUAGCAAUCCCAACCCUAGUGAAGACAACAGAACUCUUAUUUAUAGCAAUCCCAACCCUAGUGAAGACAACAGAACUCUUAUUUAUAGCAAUCCAAACCCUAAUGAAGACAACAGAACUCUUAUUUAUAGCAA
Molecule: messenger RNA, 4622 nt
Organism: Lymnaea stagnalis (great pond snail)
Lineage: Eukaryota; Metazoa; Mollusca; Gastropoda; Lymnaeidae
Source: the annotation of a GenBank genome assembly